Acanthoscelides obtectus is the source of this 2242-nucleotide messenger RNA. NCBI's taxonomy places the organism in Eukaryota, Metazoa, Arthropoda, Insecta, Coleoptera, Chrysomelidae. The record is from the annotation of a GenBank genome assembly.
AUGGCUUUUAAUACAUCUGGUAGCAUUGCUGAUAUGAAUUGUUUGGAUACUUUGAAUAAAAACGAAAGGGACAUUAAACUGUCUCCGGUAGCUAAAAACCUUAGCGUUAUUGCUAACUUUAUUUCACUAGGUAUAGCUUCACGUAACUGGGUUGACUGCUUUGUAAUUUUUGGUUUAAGCAAUUUCAAAAGUCAAUCAAAUUUUUUUUCGGACAUGCGUGUAAAAUUUUUAAAAAGAAUAUCUUUAUCUUCUCGUAGUUCACUCAUAAUCACGUUACUUCGAUUAUUAUAAUAACCUCGUAUCCAAAACUUUUUCUUGGUUCUUUUUUUACUGGAAUUUCUGAUGACCAAGUAAGCUGCACAUAUUCCACCAAGUAAAAUAUUCUCGUCGCACAUGUUUCCAAAUUAUGACAGAAACUACGACUAAACUAUGGUGUUGCUUUCAUUUAACGCAUUCACUUAUCGUAAGCGUUAAACGAAAGUCGAAUAGAAAGAUGAAGACGAAAGUUGACGAUUAAAAGGUACAGAGUGGACAUAGCUAUUCGCCAAUAUGAGUUGCACCCCCCUGCUGCUCAAAAUGGUGUUGCACAGGAGCAUAAGUAGGAUGAAACAUUUGACAGAUGGCAGAAGGCUGGUGGUGUCAGUGUCGAUGGAUGGAACGAAAAUUUCUGUAAUAAUGUGUGCUAUGUUGCCAAAUCUCUUUAGAUGGUGUGAUUUAUCAAGAUAUGUUAAAUAAAAACUUGCCAACAGACCAGAAGCAGUUGAGCAAACUAUAUUGGUAAAGAGAUGGAUAAUUGAAUUAAACAUUUAUUAUUUUGUUAUGAGAAAAAACACACACCUCGUUCCACCAACCUCAUCACUAACUAUUAUCACAACAAAAAUCUUAAUAAAAAACAUUCUUUCUAUCAGAACAUUUUAAACAAAACUAGAAAAUUUCUAAAACAACAUCCUGAACUCAUGGUCACAAGAUCUGACAAAGGUAAUGUUACAGUGAUAAUGUUAAGACAAUGAUGAUCUAUCAUACCACGAAAUUAAUAGAUAUCCUACAUCAAAGGUGGAAAAGAAAAAUAUUGACAUUGUUAAGGAACUCCUCAGCACUGGACAAAUAACCCAAGAACAAAAAGGAACUUUGACUACUUAUAACUCUGUCCCUCCUAAAUUCCAUGCACUUCCAAAAAUACAUAAACCUGUACUCUCAGUAAGACCUAUAGUUGCAUCAUUAGUUUCUGCCACCCAGGCUUUGUCUUCAUUAAUAUCGGAAACAUUAAAAUCGGCACCUAGUGAUAAGAAGAGAGCUUGAGGCUGAUUGAGUAUAUUUGACGGACUGUUUGGUACUCGUACCCUAUUGGUGCAGAAUAAUGGUCUAUUAAAUUGUAUUAUCGGCACUUAGAAUACUAUUCGCAUCUAUAAUGAAAUCACAUGAAACCCUAAGUAUUGAACUGACUGUGCCAAGAAUAACAACAGACCGAACAUUGUUACGUCUGACAAGGUACAUCAUUACAGACUGAACCUAUAUGUCCCUUUGCUAGAUAAUAUAUUACAGGAUUUGGUAUACCGGUUCAAUGAAGAAUCUUUGAAUGUAUACAAUUUUAAUAUUUCCUUUGCGCCAGUAUUUAAUUCAAAAACUGAAGCUCAAGAAAUGGACAUAUUAGAAACAAUCUCUAAAUAUUUGCAUGGACUAAAUAGUAACGAAAGAAAAUCUUAAUAAGUACCAGAUUAAAAGCAGAAUUUGAGCUUUGGAAGUCACGUACACAAGAUAUUAUAGACAGGGAAUGUCACUGUAUUUAUCAUAUGAUGAAAACAUUUUUCCUUCAAUUAAUAGAUGCCUACAAUUAUUGAUUUCAUUGCCGGUUAGUGUUGCGACAUCUGAAAGAAGUUUCUCCCAUCUAAAGAGGAUGAAAACUUGGCUGCGCUCCACUAUGUUACAAGAGCGAUUAGUGGGUUUAGCUCUUUUGUAUAUGCAUAGGGAUAUUAAAAUAGGCGUGAAUACAAUCAUAGAUCGGUUCGCCAACAAAAAGAAUAGGCGCCUUGAUUUUGUAAUAUGAUAACACCUGAACUUUGCCUAAGGUUGUCUCUCAAAUCCAUCUCCCUUCUGUUGGCCAAUAAAUAAAAAAGCAGAUGUAGUUAAGGGUUUACUUACGUUUAAACCACCACGGUGAUCUUUUACAAAGUAUCCAAUCAAGAUAUUGGCCAGCAGAUUGAUAUAAAAGUCUGUUAAAAUUCUGUUCAAAUCACUUUCUAAG